Phymastichus coffea is the source of this 590-nucleotide messenger RNA. RefSeq lists its product as uncharacterized. Gene Ontology annotation, molecular function: odorant binding. NCBI's taxonomy places the organism in Eukaryota, Metazoa, Arthropoda, Insecta, Hymenoptera, Eulophidae. The transcript is spliced from 5 exons. The record is from RefSeq and is a predicted model, not a curated record. Bases 77 to 487 code for a protein of 136 amino acids.
UAUAAAGGGUGGCACUGAGCUAUUUUAGAAGCAGUUUCAAAUAGUGCCAGCCAGCCGCUGAGUUUGCUCCUCCGUCAUGCAGCUCGCGCUCGGCGUGAAAGCCUCACUGGCAGCUGUCUCGUUGCUCGUAGCCGUUGCCUAUUGCCACGACGGCCAACAUUCCAAGAUCGACGGGAUAAGGGCGUCCAAUUCGGAUGUCGAGGAUUGCGCCCAGAAGCACAAAAUUGACCGAAUGACGCUCGCCGAGCUGAAGAAGAACAAGACCUUCACCGGGACUCCGGACACAGAAUGCUUCGCCGGCUGCGUGUUGAGAAGAUGCGGAAUCAUGCUGGCCGACGGCACGAUCAACCGAGAUUUCGUCGAGUCGGAGAUCGCCUCCGAGUGCAAAAACAAGUUUAUCGCGUUCGGCAAGGAGGAGUGCGAGAUUGCGGCGCUCAUUUUGACCUGCCUCACCCAGAAGAGCAUCGUUGUUUUCUCGAAGGACUGACGUCCCUCAAGAAUUCUCUCUCGCUCGAUGUACCAGAAAGAUGUCUUUUCUUUUGGUUUCGUACUGUUAUCUAAAAUAGAAAUAAAGUGACUAUCAAAAACCA